Molecule: messenger RNA, 1991 nt
Organism: Magallana angulata
Lineage: Eukaryota; Metazoa; Mollusca; Bivalvia; Ostreida; Ostreidae
Product: probable tRNA (uracil-O(2)-)-methyltransferase
Exons: 11
Coding region: 1-1971 (656 amino acids)
Biological process (GO): tRNA methylation
Molecular function (GO): metal ion binding; tRNA (uridine) methyltransferase activity
Source: RefSeq, a predicted model, not a curated record
AUGGGUGACUUGAUAGAUGAUCAUGAUGAUCAUGAUGAUAGAAAAAACUUCAUUAUUGGUCGUUACCAGAACUUUGAAUCUGAUUUGGUCGAUAAAUUAUCAUCAGCAGGCACCUUUGAAUCUUUUUGUGACGCUAUUACCAUCUGGAUAAAUAAACCACACGUUGUAAACCGUCGAUUAUGCGGAUCAAAAAUUGUGUAUCAAAACAGUACGACAAACACAAAUAUUGACGAUUUUUUAAAGGAAUGUUUAUCAUGUUCAGAAAAAUAUAACUCAGAUGCAAUACAUGGUUCUUGUGUUGAAGAAGUGCCAUCCCUUUCCUCAUCUAUUGGAGCUACAUUUUACUUCGUUAUUCGAGAAAUAUUCCACAAACAGUACAGUCAGUUAUCAACAAAAGAGGCCAUCAUCAUGGAUUUUCAGAACACGAUGGUAAACUUUAUUCCAUUGAAUGGACAGUGCAAAAAGGAAACGGUUAAUGAAUAUGAUAAUGAAACAGAACGUUCAAAGAAUGUAGACAUCCAGUAUCAGAUUUGUUUCACCGAGGAAUCAGGAAAAUCAUGGAUAGCUUUGAAUACACCAAGAAAAGUUAAUGCAUCAGAAAAGAGUUACAUAGACUGGCUUAGGACAAACUUAUUGAGGAAACUUGUGAAUUGGAGCUCUGAGAAGAAGCUGCGAACCUCUGUCACAUCUCUGCGACUGGUGCCUGUUGACAGGUAUAACCAACUCUACAACACUCUCAAGGAAAAAUAUGGCAGAAAAUUUGUGGAGAUUUGGCCAGAGAAAACAGAUCCUCAAAAAUUUGUAUAUGAAGAUGUUGCAAUUGCUACCUACUUGUUGAUUACAUGGGAAAUACAAAGGAGAGAGCAGAAAAGUGAAAAACUUCAGAGUUUUGUUGAUCUUGGGUGUGGAAAUGGUCUGCUUGUUCAUAUUCUUCAAUCAGAAGGGCAUCCUGGUCUUGGGCUAGAUGUAAGGAAAAGAAACAUUUGGGACCUGUAUGGUGAUCAAACAAAACUAAAGGAAGAGAGUAUAAUACCAUCAGCAGAAAGCACUUUCCCAGAGUUUGAUUGGCUGAUAGGAAACCACAGUGAUGAGUUAACACCUUGGAUUCCAGUUAUCGCUGCAAGGUCCUCUUAUACAUGUAGCUACUUUGUCCUGCCGUGCUGCCAUUUUGACUUUGAUCGUAAAUUCAGCCAAAAAGAAGCUAAUGAGAGCAACUACAGAUCUUACUUAAACUUUGUGCAGGAAGUUGGGGAGGUCUGUGGCUUUACAGUUCAGGAAGAUACACUGAGAAUUCCAUCAACAAAAAGGGUUUGUUUUAUUGGUAAAACAAGAAAUUACAAACCAGAAGAAAAGGAUCUAAUUGAUGACAAAAUAGCAAACUACAUCAACAUAAGAAGCACUGCAUCAUCAAUAUCAGGUACUGAUGGCAACCCUCCAGCAAAGAAACAGAAGACAGGUGAGGUCUGGUCUGAGGGGUUCACUCCUCGGCCGAGUGAGGAAAAGUCACGAAACUGUAAGUCAGUUCAUUCGGGGACAGUGAGCCACAUUGUCCAGACAGUGUUUGAUGUCUUACUGGAGAGUACCGAUUGUGAGACCAGACAGCUAGAGGACGGCAGAGUCUGGAGAAAGGGAGGGAAAAAAGCUCUCAGUGAUGUUGUCAAACUGUUUGACAAGGAUGUUCUGAAACAACUGAAGUCGGAGUGUGGUGGACUCCAGACUCUCUUAAGAAACCACAACAGUGUAUUUAAUGUGUCCGGGGGUGCGGUACAGCUGAGGGACCUGACGCUGGACGAGCCCUACAGUAAACACUCCAAGCUGGCCAAGAGGGACAAGAGUCAGUACUUCAAGACCAUGCAGUGCUGGUUCUACGGUAAUCACCCGGACGGAUGCCCCAGGACGGCGCAGAAAUGUCACUUCGCCCACGGAGAACAGGACGUGAGAAAGGAACAAUCUGAUGCAUGUGCACAAUAAACAAUUCCUAGAAAUGCUAA